Molecule: messenger RNA, 10365 nt
Organism: Xyrichtys novacula (pearly razorfish)
Lineage: Eukaryota; Metazoa; Chordata; Actinopteri; Labriformes; Labridae
Source: the annotation of a GenBank genome assembly
GUUAUGGUGGGUUUGACUCAAGUACUCUCACUUCAUGCUCCGCUGUUGGUUCAGAGGCGGAGUUCAGUGUAAUAAAGUCCUCUUUGAGACAACAGUGGAGUCCGGAGUUUUUCUCUACAUCACUGGAAUACAGAUUUAUUUCCUCUACAUCCCGGAUUUAUCAGCGUUUUUCUUUUGAUCCACAGCAGAAAAGCGGAGGAAAAGGCUCAAACUUUCACCUGCGGCACAAGUCAAACUAACGUCACCUCGUGAUAGGUAAAUAUAGCCGUUUUUUAUACCGUUACUUUUACAGCAGUCUUAUUAAAUACAGGUCAAAAGGCAGGUUCAGGUGUUAAACCCGCCGCAACAAAAUACAAGAAUCUGCCCUGUUAUUUCCAGAGGAGACUGUUGCUGCCGUUCAUUUCAAUGAAAACUGCAUUGCCGUUUUUCUCGGCUGCACAGGUGUGUUUUAUUUGAUGCUUACAUUAGCAGGUGAACCAAAGUGUGGGGGCAUCAGAAAAACACAUCAAUUUAUCUGAAUUGUUUACAAUUUGCAGCUCCAGAUGUGUUUCUAAGUCCCUGCAGGACUGGGUGCAGUUUAAUUAAAGCCCUGCGUCAGGCAUGCUGGUCAAAGACAGCUUUUGUUGUUGUGACAAACAUUUGUAAGGCGAUAACUUAUCGACAUCCCGAAUCGUGCGAUAUGUAAUUAACGCCAAAUCUGAUUGGGUGGAAAGAGCACCAACAUACUACCCUACUCAAGUAAAACUAACUACGUUAUUUAAAAGAUUGCCAACCUAAAGCACAUGAGGUACUGAGUACCUUGUAGGUUUCUUACUUUCAUCCAAUGGUGAUUAUACCCCCCCAAAAUUAUCUUAAUGCAUAUUUUGCUAAUCUAAUUGUUGUAAUAUCAGCAUGACUAUGUGAAUACAUUUUGACAUUGCAUCUGUAAGGGGUAGAUUAUUGAGUGUUUUGCAUCUCAUUGUGUCAUUAUUGCACUUUGUAGAUGGUCACAGUAAAUUUCAGUCAUAGACGCAACAUUAAAAGUAGCAAAAGAAAAUACUUAAUUUUAAAAAAGUACAUUUUUUAAAAAGCAAGUACACAGAGGAGCUGCUGAAUAACAGUUACUUGUACAAUUUAAUCAGUUACUUUUCACCUUUGAUUUUUGAGCUUUAAAUUAAUAUGGCAUCAGAAACAGCUUUGGUGGUACUUUAUGGCAUUGACCCACCUUUAGAGGAUAUUUUGUAUCCUAUCCAUCAAAUCAGACAUUGUGAAGCAUUUUAUGAUUAAUUCAUAAUCAACAUAUCAGUAAGCAGUGUAGCCAACCAAGUAUCCUAUAGUAUCAUGAGUUACUCUGUGAUUUCCACCCAUACAUGCAUUUUAUUUCCUGCAUAAGUUACCUGUGGUUCAUGAUGUCAGUGCAUGUAAAUGUCUUCAUCUGAAAUAUGGCUAAAGUACAAAUUCAAGUUUGAAAUACUUUCAAACUGAAGCUCUUCGUUGUCUUUAUCUAAGCCUCUCAAAGCAAACAGAUUUUGUAAUGGAGUUUGGUUCACCAUAAAACUUCUUAUCAUUGAUCUUUCACAAGAUUACCAUUUGCUUAAAUGUUGUCAGAGUAAUUAUGAGAUUUAAGGACAGGCAGAUUUUUGCAAUGACGGUAACAAGUCCCUCCAAGCCUGCUGGCAUGUGUCCUUGCUCCUGAGGCUUUAUGGCUUCAUGCACUCUCUCACACAGUGUGGCGUAAAGGCUGAUUCACUCUCCUGAAAUUGUCUCAACGUUCUAAUUUAGUCAAAAGUUGAAACAAAAGAAGGGCCCAGUUUCACUCGACUUAUUAUGGUUGGAACGUAAUGAUUAGACGGUGUGAGUAAGAGUUAGUCAGACCCUGGAGAGCUGGGUAAGUGGCUUUGUUGCAUCAAGAUGCAGGGCAAGGGCGGGUGGGCAAGUGGUCAUAUUAUUUGUGGUUAACCAUGUAGAGUCACUUGAAAGUAAUUUUUAACUCAGUUGGAUGUUUUUAAGGAAAGUCUGAUGCUUUCAUAAAUGAUACUUGUUUAGAUGACAUCUCAUGAUGGUUGAAUAUAAGUCAUGCUCAGGUAACAACAUUCACUAAAUUCAUCUCUAAUACUCUGUUCUCUGUUUCUGUCCAGGUGCUCUAGAGGUUAAACAUGAAGCACCUCUCACUGUUGCUCCUUUUCACACUGGUGAGCUUCUAUAGCCAUAAGGGGGCAUUGUCCCAGGCUCCCACCUAUGGUGAACGGGGCUCAGAUCUUGGCAUACAGGUGUUUCAGCAAGUAGUCAGCUCCAAGCCCCUGGACAACGUGGUUCUUUCACCUCAUGGAAUCGCUUCAAUCCUUGGGAUGCUGCUUUCAGGAGCUCAUGGAGAGACUCGGAAGCAGGUCCUCAAUGCUCUCCGCUACAAGAAAAAUGGUGAGGAGUCUGGUUUGGCGGUAGAAGCUCAGGCAAUAGCUAAAAUGUGUCAACUGUUUAUUUUUGCUAUCAGACUCAUUUUCAGAAAGUUGGACAGGCGUCUAAACUGAAGCUGUCAGUGCUCAUGCAUUUACUGUGGUGUGAUUUAGGUCCAGAAAUUAUGUAUUUAUACCCCAGUAUUUUGGGAUGUGCAAAUCAACAUAGACCUGCAAAUGAAACUGAAAUGAACAAGUUUGCAUAACUUGGGGGCAACUGACUUUGGACUUGUGAAAGACUUUGGUCUAAAGGGCAUCUUUAAGUUGGGUUUUGAGACAAGGCAUGUCGUGCUGGGGGCAACAUACAGGACCUGUAGGAAACACAGGAAGCAACCAAACUGGAACUCCUGAAAAGAGCAAAUGCUGUUGCAUGAGCUAUCAGAUUUGAUCAGAAUAACAAUCCUGAAUAUUUCUUUACCUGUGACUGUGUUUUUGUUGUAAAAAUUAAAUAGACAUCUGUUUGAUUUUGAAGCGGUCUUAUACCUUCAAGUUAUGGCUUCAGAUCACAUUGGUGUGAUACUGAAGCCAUAAAAUACUUGAAAAAUGUAAAAGUCAAGAUAAAAAGAAAACAUUUUAUGGCAUUUAUUUGAUUCUCAAAUAAAGACACGGGUAAGAACUGCUUCACAUUAUCAAUAUAGACUUUGACAGGUUUUGAACUUUCAAAAUAAAGAAAUUUUAAAAUUUAAAAUCACAGUUAAUUGGUAAUUCUGCAUUUGAUCACAUUUAAUGAAUCAACUAUUUGACAUCCCUUAUCUAAACCAUUAAAAGUACUUGAGUUUUAAUUACUGUUUAUCAAAGAAGUUAACCUCCACUGUCCAGUGAAUGGUGGCGCCACUACUCUGGUGCCUAAAACUUGCAUUCUUUCCUUCUGCCAGCAGAGGGCACAUCACAUUAUACAAAAACAGAGAAAAUAGCCCUAAUAAAAACCUUUAUUCUCGCUUGAUUCAGAGGGAGUUUUACAGUCCCAGUUGCUUCUUUAUUACAGUAUGAUACUGACUUAUGGAUUGAUUUUAGGCCCAUUUAGAGGACAAUAUAAAUGAUAAAGCUUGGUGUGGUUAAGGACGUCGCUGCCUUGUGAUUGCUAAGAAGCUGACAUCGCUACCCAGGCUGUGACUCAAAUAAAGGGGCAGGAGUGCAUAUCCAUCCUUUUAAACUGAACAGUCACAUCUGGCUCUGAAAGUGCCAAAUACUAGACCUAAACAACAGUCGCCUACAAACUAACAUGUGGUAUCAUGGUGGUAGAUUCAAGUUGUUGAAUACCAGGGCUGUACAAAAUGUUGGAACAUGGAUGUAUUGAGACAUUUCUAUUCAGAAUAGAUUAUCGAUUAUCUCCUCCCUUUACAUUGAUACAUAAAUGAAUUAGAAAUGUCCUUGUCUUUGUUUCAGAUUUCACUAUGCAAUCUCUGCCCUUUAGAUGUUGCUGUUUGGCGACUGUGUUGGCUCCUUGAACCUGAAACUGUUGCUAGCUAGAGAUAAAGCAGUGGUGGUUGAGUGACUUGAUAGAGGCGAGUGGUGCCAUGAACACAGUGCAGAAAAACGAAGAAAUUUAACUUUAAUUUUGACAUUUUUCACUGUUAUCUCUCUGCUGUUAAACUCAGGCAUAGCUCACAUAGCCUGAUUGCUGUUUUCUUUUGCUCCCAUUCUGAAGUUUAUCUUUGACCUCUACACCUCUAUGCGACAACUAUCCUACAGAAAUGCCCCACGUGGUGCAACACUGUGAUUCAGUAAAUUAUGAAGAGUACUGCAAAGGAUUCAAACCUCUUGUAUUUUGAUAGUAGUCAUACUGUGAAGUCAUGCCAGUGCCCAGACCUGCUAUGUUUAGUCUGUGGAUAUUAGUUUCAGUUUUUCAUACAUCACAGGUCCCUACAGGAUGCUGAAGAAGCUGCACAAAGCCUUGACAGGGAAGGCCAACCAGGAUGCCGUGCUGAUCGCCAACGCCAUGUUCACCCAGGAGGGCUUCCCCAUGGAGGCGUCUUUUAUCGCCACCAACAAAGACAACUUCCAGUGUGAGAGCAGGAGCCUGGACUUCGGCAACCCUGAUGGGGCUGCAGAGGAAAUCAAUGCAUGGGUCAACAACAAGACCAAAGGUAGGAGUCAUGCAUGUGCUGUAUAAACAAUUUGGAAUAUACUAAAACUUUGUAUAAGCAAACACGGGCAACAAAACAACAUAUCAAAUUUACCAGCAGCUGUUAGUUUUAUAUCAAGUGUGUACAUUUUGUAAGUUUUGAAAGGAAGAAAGGAAAGAAGAAAAUAGGCACUUCAUAACCUAAGGAAUAAGCGUAAAUUGAUAUAUCAGAAAUACAGACACAAAUUCCACAGAUCUUGCAGCAUUUGAGCCUGGUGAACAUAAGUCAGUUUCCUUGUAGCCUUCAAAUGGUAAGAAUUAGGUCAAUUGAUUUGGCUUCAGUAUACUGGUCUGCAAAUAUAGGUUAUUUUCAGCCACAUGUGUUCUGAAAUCUUUUGCAUGACCACGUACAAAGCCCUGGCUUUGCAACACUGGAAAUGUUCUGGCGUAUAGAUUGGUUUUCCUGGAGAAAAGGCCUCGUUUCUCAUUUUCUUCUUUCAGAUCUUUGCUGAGGUGAAUAAAAGAAGAUGUGGUUGAUUUUUUCCUAUCAAAUCUCCCUGUCUAAAUAAUGCUUCUGUGUUGCAUAAUUUAUCCAGGUCACAUCCCCAGCUUGAUCAAAGCAGACAUGCUGGACUCAGUUCUGACCCGUCUGGUUGCUGUCAACUCGAUCUACUUCAAAGGCUUAUGGAAAUCUCGCUUCCAGCCCGAGAACACCAAGAUGAGGCCUUUCAACGGGGGCGACGGAAACGUAUAUAAGGUCCCAAUGAUGUCCCAACUGUCUGUCUUCAACAUUGGUGAGAUGAUCGCCCAUCAUAUUACUAACAGAAUGAGUUUAUGGCAGCUGAUUGGUUAAUAGAUCAGCUUUCACACAGCAUGAUCUUAGAUUGAACUCCCAUAAGCUGGUGGCUGCUGAAUUGAUUUAUAAUAUUGAUAACCAGUUACGUUGUGCCAUUCAGUGUGAUCUCUUUUGUCAGGGUGAGUGAAGCCAGAUAAGCAAGAUAUGUUGACUUGACUUUGUGGUACAGGCCCCCGGUCCACCAUCCUGAAAUAUUCUAGGUUCAUUGAUUUAUGAACUUUACUUGAGUUCGUUGUUAUGACAUAAUUACAGCAUCUGCUGGUAUGUGACUCACGAAUCGGCUUGUGUAGAGUUGUUCAGAAAUGCAGGCCGAGACAUGCCACAUCCACAGGACACUAUUUAGCUCUGUGUGAAAUGAAGUGACACACCAAUCAGUCGUCUAUAUUUAGAGGAGCUGUCAGAGUUGUGUUGGCGUGGUGAGUGUUGCAGAUAGAUUCUCACACUGUGCUCGAGUUAAAGUGAGGUCAUGCACUGAAGUUUGUGUCUGUCCUCAGUUUCCUGCAGUGUGUUUACAUUAGUCUACAGUUUCUGAUUUGUUUACUGGAUUAUGGUCCUCACAGGCCAUAAGGGGAACGGGACUCUGAAAGAGUUUCAUGCUCUGAGCUUGAUAUAUGUCAUGACUUGGGAACAUGGUGUGUUGUGAUUUCCUGUAAUGUCCAUAUAAAGCACGAGGAGCUGUGUGGUCCCUGUGAAGUGGAUGUUUGCAGUCUGAGGCUCCUGUUGUGACUUGUUGUGCUUUCUAUGGCCAAAAGUAACUUUGACGUCAAAGUGGAGCUGAAAGUUUGUCAUUCUCAAGUGCUAAAUCAGAUGGGAGCAUUUUUUUUAAGUAAAAGGACACAAACAGUUUUCCAAUCCAAACACACGUCAAGGUUCAAGCACUGUUAUCAACAUAUUUAGAGAGGGUGAAAAACUUUUGAAAAUGCAUCUGUGAAGGUCUCGUACAUUAAGAACUCACUAAGAAUAUAGUGUGGCUGCUUACAGCAACAAGGAUUUGCAAUCUAUUCAGCCUCCAGGUCUGAUUUACUCAUGAUAAUAAAGCAGAAGCAUGCCAAUGAAGGUUUGCAGCUCUGUGCAGUUUUUAUCUGGUUUUGCAUCUAGUUUAAAGAGGAAAUAGUAAUGAGAGGAGUUAUUUUCAGGCAAAAAGAUGUGAAUUCUGUCUCACUAGUCUUUUCUGACUUUUUUAAAGUUUUCUGGGACAGAUAAAUCUUUCAAAAAGCAAUCAUAUGGCUGCAACCCUUUCGACAGUUGUACGAAUUCAGGUGAAUGAUUGCAGGACUGAAAAGCAUCUUGCUUGACAGUCAGUCACCCACGAGUUGAUCCUGAUGCCUUUAACCCCUCUCAUCUUUACUCCUCUGCCAGGUGUUGCCACCACACCUCAGGGUCUGAAGUAUAAGGUGAUCGAGCUGCCCUAUCACGGCGGCUCCAUCAGCAUGCUGAUCGUUCUGCCUUCUGAAGAGGACACGCCUCUAUCCCGAGUUAUCCCACACAUCAGCACCGCCACGGUGCACAGCUGGACUUCACUGAUGCACUCGAGAAAAGUCCGCCUGCUCAUCCCCAAGUAAGAUACCUGCACACUGUAAAGACUGCUCUGUCAAGUACAAUUGCAGAUUUAACAUAAGAGAGUGCAGAUCGAUUAGAAUCAAGUGGUAAUUCACCUCAUGGUCAAACUUAUUUUUUGGACUACUUGGACUUCUUUUACCUUCACCACCAGACUUUGUUUGGCUAAGAAAAAAUUACAAUAUUGUAUAACUAAAAACAUUUUCCUCCAUCUCCUAACUUCCGCUUGAUUAAGUGUUCCCUUUUUUUUGAUUAACCAUUCAUGGACUUUUUGGACCAUUUAGAUAAAAAAAAAAACAUUGCCUGUUCAUCUGUAAACAAUUACAGCUAAUAUAAUUAAUAGAGCUUUUCAAAAUAAGCAGGCUGCACAAUGAAUAACAGACGCACUGCAACUUUUUAUGGCCUGUAAGGUAAUAAAUGCAAAAAAAAAUGUUUUUCCACAGAGACGGUAAUGAUGACAGGGGAAAAGCUUGCACACAAACUGAGUGUGACUGUAACAUUGUGUUCUUGUGUGCUUUCUGUCUCCAGGUUUACUGCUGAUGCCGAGGUAGAUCUGGAAGCCCCUCUUUCAGCACUGGGAGUAACAGACAUGUUCAGUCAGGCCAAGGCUGACUUCAGGCACAUCAGUGAGUGAAGCACAGUCAGUCAAAACACAUGGGUGACAAAAUGUUACUGAAUAUUUACAACAGGUGGUUUUUUAGGGGGGGCGUGAGGCUUGUAAAAUGGGAAUUGUCUCUGUUUACUGACAGAUCCAUUAAGAGGCAUGAACUGUGUCUCACCAGUCAGUGCGAAAAACUGAAUCACUUGGUUACCAGCCAGUCUCUUUUCUCCCUGAGUCAGAGCAGAUCUGAUCAAAGCUCUCUGGUGCCAUCGUGUGGUGAAAUGCUUAAAUGACUUAACAUGAUGUGCAACAUAUGCAACACUUCAGAUUCCACCAACAUAGCAUGCAAUGGACAGAGUUCAAACAAAAAAGAUAGACAGUUUGGGGCGCUAUUGGCCUAGUGGUCUAAGUGUGUGUCACAUUUACGGAUGUUAUGCUUCAAAUGACCGUCUAGGUUCAGUUCUGUCCUGUUGUGCCUUUCCCUUGUUCCUCGUUCCCUAUUUCCUGCUCUAGCCAGGUCUUAUCCUCUCCAGUAAAGGCAGGAAAGCCUUGAAAUAAAAUAUCAUCUAAAAUAGUUUAAAAGUUGAACGAUUGGACCCAAAUACAAGACUGGUGAAAAUGUGAGAAAGUCAGGUUGACAGGCCAGGGUCUAAACUUUGCAAAUACCAAUAUCUGUUCACAGUAGAGGACAGCACCACUUGUCUGUACCCUUCAUGAAGAAGGGCAGCUGUCUCCCACAACCAUGGAGAGACACAGUGACACAAAAGCUGGCCAAGUUAUUCAUCAAGUUAUGGUGCUGUUUUUGAGAUGAUAUUAUUAAAUCAGCAGGAAUGUCCAACAGCUGUCUGGCUGUUUGGAAAAUUGUGUCACCGGGUGUGAUGUCUGCAGAUGGAGAGCCAACAAAAGAUGCUCAAAAAUGUUUACAGUCUGAGAAAAUCCAAACAUGGUUUUCAUGCUGCCGUUUUCUGGAAAUUGUAAGAUGAACACCGAUCCCACAAGUGCUUCAUUUACAUGUGAUUAAAUUUAAAUAAAACACUAAAAUGAAACACUAAAAAUAUAUUGAAAUUACGAUUUAAUCUGAAAGGUAUCAAAAUCAGUGGAUAAUUAAUUUUUUAUUUUUUGGAAUUGCUUUUUGUUUAGUGUCUAAGCUCGCCGUGUGGACUGUUGCUGUUUUCUCAGGUGCUGAGCCUCUCUAUGUAUCCAGAGCUCUGCAGAAAGCCAAAAUUGUGGUGAAUGAAGAUGGAACAAAGGCAGCAGCUGCCACUAGUGAGUAUUUUUGCAGACAGUCUCAUUUUUGAUUGAAAUGUCCAAAAUCCUUCUUCACUUUCAACUGUUCUUUAUCUGUUUGUGUUCAGCUGCCAUUUUGCUGGCUCGUUCCUCUCCACCGUGGGUGACAGUGGACAGACCUUUCUUGUUCCUCAUCAGACAUAACCCCACAGGUAAAGCACAAUAUUUGCACCUGGAUUUACUCACAUUUAACUUACAGCUAUAUUUCCACCAAAAGCACCAGAAACCUUUAGUCCCAUGAGAAGGAAUGAGAGGUUUGUCUGCACUCCUAGUGCAAUCUGAUGGCCCAGGGAAGGUGCUGACACAGGAAAAUACAUCUUGAUGUAGUGAUGUGACAUGUAACAUUUUUAAAACUGCAUAUAAAAUAAAAACACAAAUGCAUGAUCUGUUUAAAAAAACUAUUUUUGCCUCCAUCCCCAGGAACCAUCCUUUUCAUGGGCCAGAUCAACCAGCCUUAAGUCCAGACAUCACUGGCCAGCCCCUGGUAGCUUCAUCGGCCAGUACGAGAAAUGCUUCUACACUGCCACACAUGAACACAGACGUCCAUAUAAACACACACACACACAGACAGACUAUGCUGUAGACUUGUGUACAGUGUGGACAUACGUUAUUGUUUGUUUUAAAUAUUGCUUUUGAUGUUCCCUGUUUUCAGUAACUCGUAACAUGCUUUAUAAGACACUAAAAUUUUCAGCUGUUUUAAUUUUUUUUUUUUUAUACUUUUUGAAUUUAUUACAUUUUUAAAAGACUUUGAAUGUCCGAUUUUGUGUAUUUUCUGGACUCUGGAGUAGGAUAAUAAGUUUGUUUGCUGUGUCAUUGUUUCAGUGUUAAAGUCCCUUAUUUCAAGUCAUGUCACUCCAGCCUGUUCAGUUUCACUUUGAGUUAUAGCAAAAUGUACGUCCUACAUCCUGGUUCUUAGUGAUGAUUGUUUCCCUCUCAGAGGAAGUUUUCUGUUAUUAUUCUGCUAUCAUAUUUGCUCCAAUAAAUACACAUAUUUAUAACAUGGGGGAUUUGGCAUUACUUAUUUUCUGGAAAACUUGCGGUGCAGCUAUGACCACUGUCAAAGUGUUAAUGAUGGGAGGGUUUAAAGGAGAUUAUCCAUGCUACUGCAUAUUGGAAUAAAUGGGGUUGUGUUUGUCAAGGGGAUUCUUCUUCACUAAACAUAAGGGAGCUGUAAUGUGAAAUGGAAUGUUUAGUUUUUGUGCCAUUUGUUGCAUACAUCAAAUGUGAUCCAAUAUAUUAGUAUUUUUCUAACACAAAAGUGUUAACACGGUUAAUCAGAGUUAUUCUGAAAAGAUCUCUUUUUUUAACCAUAAUGAUACUUCAUCUCAAAGUUUUGACCUUUUGAUUCCAAAAUUGAAGUUUUUAUUAUUAAUGUGAAAACAAUAUGACAAUACUGCCUUUUACAUGGUAAUUGAUCAUUAGUUAUAGGUAUAGUUUUGCUUUAAUACUUGCUUUAAUUCCUUUCAUCUUCUCAGGACACAAUGUUCUUACUUUUAUCUUAUGAAUGUGAUUGUAGCAUAGUUUUGACUUUUUACAUCCCAAUUAAAGAAAAAAUAUUAAAACUCUA